Molecule: messenger RNA, 2992 nt
Organism: Osmerus eperlanus (European smelt)
Lineage: Eukaryota; Metazoa; Chordata; Actinopteri; Osmeriformes; Osmeridae
Gene: tnfrsf9a
Product: tumor necrosis factor receptor superfamily, member 9a
Exons: 7
Coding region: 23-973 (316 amino acids)
Biological process (GO): regulation of cell population proliferation
Molecular function (GO): signaling receptor activity; protein binding
Source: RefSeq, a predicted model, not a curated record
UGGACUGCUCCUUGCUGUCAGAAUGAUGGGUGUGAUCUACAGCCCUGCUCUGAACCCUGUGAGAGCUAUGUAUCUACUCAUCUUGACUGGGUGUCUCGCUCUGCUCCCACCUGGCUGUAUCAAUGCUGAAGAGAUAGCAAUAGGCUGUAUACAAUGGGUGCCCAAUGGAUCUGCAGAUGUCUGCUGUGUUAACUGCAAACCAGGGAACCGUUUAGUUAGCCGCUGUGGUCAAGAUCCCAAAAAACUGUGUACUCCUUGUGAGGAAGGCACCUACACAGAAGACCCUUUAAAGUUUUCCUGUAAACGAUGUACCAAGUGUACAGGUGCCUUUAUUCUUAAAAAAAGUUGUACAACCACCAAGGACACUGAGUGUGACUGCAGAGCGGGGUACAAAUGUGGUGAUGAGCGCUGCACCUUCUGUGUCAACGAGUGUGGCAAGGGCGAAGAGCCUACCAAUCAACGAUCGUGCCAAAAGUGUCCUCAAGGGACAUUCAAUGACCAAAUACACCAGAAGUGCAAACCUUGGACAACCCGCUGCCCCCAUCCAAACCAACACAUUGUUGCUAGCGGGGAUGCAGUCAAUGACAAUAAGUGCAGCACCAGUGAAAGGAACCACUCAGCCCCUGUGGUGGUCACCUUGCCUUCAAGAAACACAGGAAUCAGCUUUGUUCCAGAAAGCAGAGAUAACACAGGAUGGGUUGUAGCAGUCACCUGCGCUGGGUUUCUGGUCAUCGUCAUCAGCAUCAUCAGCAGCAUCAUGUUAUACAAACUUGUUCGAAAGAAACUACCCCCCAAGACCCCUAAUCCAUUCGGACCCAUAAUUCGGAAUCCCACUACAGAUGAGCCCCAGACCCUGGUAUCAUGCAGCUGCCAUCAGCCUCAGCAAGAGCAGGGAAGCAGCACCGAGUCUCUGACCUCCCAGGAGUCCAAAGCCCCACUCUUGAAUGAGAUCAGACUGGAUCAGACUGCCUAAAGUCUAGGCUCGAGCAACAACCUGGGUACUUAAAUGCUACUCUCCUACAUCAAAGCCUUUUUAACAUCAAAGAAGAAUGAAUGUGUAUGUUUUUGAAACGUGUCUACUUCAAUGUUAGUACAUUAGUUUUUUAAGAGUAUAAACCAUAAACCAUCAUAAAACACUAGUGUACAUGUACAUCUAGUUAGACUUUAUGUAUAGUAAGGUAUUUGAUGAUGGCUUCUUUGUGUGACUAGUGACAUUUGUGUUAUGAAGUGCGAGGGAGGGCUGGGCCUUCUCUGUACAGUCAAGUAAAGGUGGGAGUUCAAACCACAGCCAGUCAUUGAGUGUUCAUAUCUGCGCUCUUAGCCCCCAUGCCUCCCACGUGGGGUUCUACGUCAGGCAGCCUUUCUUGCCCUUUCCUGUAAAGGGUUUGACAUGCUUUUUUAGUGAAUGAAAAUGUGUCAUUGUACAAGAAGCAGUCAGGUAAAAAAGGACAUAAGGACACUUUUGAAAAGAGCUAUUCGAAUCAUUAGGCCUACUUUUAUUUUUUUUUAGGAAACUCAACCUUAGACAGUAUGUGUGAUUUGUAUUUUUUUUUACAGAUUUAAAGUCCACAUAAUCCUCAUUUAUUUCCAUGAUAUAAUGUAGACAUGCCCUUCAAGCAAAUGCAGCAGUGUAACUGACACUGCAUAAUAAUAGGAAGGGAGGACUUUCCUGUGGGCCUCUUGUUAUAAUAGGGUUUCCCCAGUUACUAUAAAUGUCAUGAGAAAGGUCAGAUUGCUUUUAUCAUGUGUUAUUGCAACAGAACUUAAUAUAACACGACUAAUACAAUCAAAGACUUGAUAUGAUCAAGGACAACGUUUUCUUUUUCACAAUCACUUUGUAGUUUCAACGUGUUCCUUGUUCAGUCUUGUUAUAUCAUAUGUCCAUUUGGAAACAUAGUUACAUAGUAUGCCAGCUCUGUGAUUAAAUGUCAAAACCUGUAAUGCCUCAAUGUUUCUUGUUAUCGGGUAUUGAAGAAACUUCUUACAUUCCUGUGUGGAUGUGUCAUACCAAAGACAGGGUGAAGGAAGAACAUGACUCAUAUGAAGGGGUUUGUUUUGGGUAGAGUUACCAGGUAUAUAUGUAAGCACUUUUAAUGUUAUAUAUGUUAGGACUUAAUAUCUUAAUUAGCCUUCAACAGGUAGAGGAGGAACUUUGAGUAGAGUUUAACAGCUACACUUCAAUACUCUAGAAUAGCAAUGGAUCAUUGAGUAGGUUCAAAAGACUGAUUGAGGUCACAAAAUGGAAACGUUUACGUAGUGUUGUAACGUGAAUGAAUCAUGAGUCCAAAGUGCUGAUGAGUCAUACAUGUCAUGAGUAAUACAGUAGCCCAGCCCUGAAACUGCAGAUUUGAGGUAACUGUUAGAUACAGGUCUCUAUGGAUCAAGAAUAGAUGGGUUAUUAAACAAUGGUGUGUAUACAGUCAUAUGUAUAUCUAGAAAUACUUAUUGAUCAUUGUUACUAUUUAUUUUUUCAUAUUUUAAGGGUGUAUGUUUUCUAGGCAAUGCAAUUUAAAGUUUUGAUAUUAGUAAAUAAAAAAGUAUAUUUUCUUGUUUUCCAGUCUUUCAUUUAUCAACCCUUUUAUAUCAAUUGAGACAAAAACUGUAACGAUCUACACAUGCUAUUGGAUUCCUAGAGAAAUUAUGGAGAAAUAUUGUAUAAGAUGUGAUCAACCUCAACUACAAAAUGUAGAGAUCUUGAUGGAGACAAGGGUUUCAAAAGUGUUUCUUUAUUCUCAGGGGAUAAACAACUCACAGAAGUUUUAUAAGAUAAAAAAAAGAAAAAAAAACUCUUUGGAGAGAAAUGCAAAAAAUAUGGUCAAAUUCAACAUGCUGUUGAAUACGAAAUAAAUGUUAUCCAGUUAAAUUAACCGAAUAUGAAAUAUAUUACAAAUUGUGUAUUUAUAUGUGUGGGUGCUUCAACAGUCAUGCACUGAACGAUAAUAAAGCUCUAUUAAACUUAAAGCCUUAAUUGUAAUGACUAUAAUUUUUGUAU